Molecule: messenger RNA, 1047 nt
Organism: Trichoderma aggressivum f. europaeum
Lineage: Eukaryota; Fungi; Ascomycota; Sordariomycetes; Hypocreales; Hypocreaceae
Product: CAZyme family AA9
Exons: 2
Coding region: 1-1047 (348 amino acids)
Biological process (GO): carbohydrate metabolic process
Cellular component (GO): extracellular region
Molecular function (GO): cellulose binding
Source: RefSeq, a predicted model, not a curated record
AUGGCUCAAAAGCUCUCCAACCUCCUUGCCACCGCACUAACGGUGGCCACUGGUGUUGUCGGACAUGGACAUGUCAACAACAUUAUCGCCAACGGGGUGUUCUAUCAGGGCUAUGAUCCGACAUCAUUUCCCUAUAUGCCAAACCCGCCCAUUGUGAUAGGCUGGACGGCUGCCGAUCUUGACAACGGCUUUGUUGCACCCGAUGCAUAUCAAACCCCCGAUAUCAUCUGCCACAAGAAUGCUACCAAUGCUAAGGGGCAUGCAUCUGUCAAGGCCGGAGACUCUAUUCUACUUCAGUGGCUACCACUUCCGUGGCCACACCCGGGACCUAUCGUCGACUACUUGGCCAACUGCAAUGGCGAUUGCGAGACUGUGGAUAAGACGACGCUUGAAUUCUUUAAGAUUGAUAGCGUUGGUCUCAUCAGCGGGGCGGAUCCAGGCAACUGGGCCCAGAACCUGAUGGUCACUAAUAAUAAUACCUGGGUUGUUCAAAUCCCCAAGGAUCUACAGUCGGGCAACUAUGUGCUGCGUCACGAACUCAUCGCCUUACACAGCUCUGGGCAACCGGACGGCGCCCAGAACUACCCUCAGUGCUUCAACCUCGCCGUCACAGGCACUGGGUCACUGCAGCCCUCCGGCGUCCUGGGGACUAACCUGUACCACGAAUCUGAUCCUGGCAUUCUCUUCAACAUCUACACGAGCCCUCUCGCGUAUACUAUGCCUGGUCCCGCUUUGGUAUCAGGCCUCCCCUCAAGCGUUGCCCAGGGUAGCUCCGCGGCGACGGCUACAAGCAGCGCCACCAUUCCGGGCAAUGGCGGUGGAAGUUCAUCAAGCAGCAGAGCUUCAACAGUUUCGAGAACCACGUCUGGGUCUACAAGCAGGCCCACGUCUUCCUCUAUUCGCACAACAUCCGCACCUGCCGGCGGCCCAACUCAGACUUUAUACGGACAGUGCGGUGGAAGUGGCUACUCUGGCCCGACUAUCUGCGCCUCGCCAGCCGUUUGCACUACCUUGAAUCCCUACUACGCGCAGUGCGUUUCCAGAUAG